AUGGCUCCCUCCGACCGUCUCAAUCAGGUUAAUGAACACCUCAACUACCCAGCCGGCCUGCUGGCAGGCCAAGUAGCCAUCAUCACCGGCGCCGGCCAAGGCAUCGGCGCUGAAGCAGCACGAUUAUUCGCAAACGAAGGCGCCAAGGUCAUAGUUGCUGACAUCGACGCCAAGAAAGCCACCGCCGUCGCCGACGCAAUCAACUCCGCAAAGGCCGGCCGCGCCCUCGCCGUCGUAGGCGACAUCCUCGACAGCAACUACAUCACCGAACUGGUCAAGCAAGCCGCCGACUUCGGCAAUGGUAAAAUCCACAUCAUCGUAAACAACGCCGGAUACACAUGGGACGGCGUUAUCCACAAGAUGACAGACAAGCAAUGGGAUACCAUGCUAGCGGUCCACAACACGGCGCCGUUCCAGCUCGUUCGCGCCGCUGCGCCCUACUUCCGCGUGAAAGACAACGAGCCGCGCGUAGUGAUCAACAUCAGCAGCACCAGCGGCAUCCACGGCAAUGCAGGCCAGGCCAAUUACGCAGUCGCCAAAGCCGGCGUCGUUGGUCUGACCCGCACCAUCGCCAAAGAAUGGGGUCCAGCCUUCGGUGUGCGGUCGAAUACCAUAGCCUUCGGCUUCGUGACUACGCGUCUGACCGCCGCCAAGGAAGAUGGCGCUUUCAUUACAGCGCCUGAUGGGACAAAGGUUGCCCUGGGCAUUCCAGGCAAACAGCUUGCGACUAAGAUCGGCGAGCAGAAGGAGGAGGCUGUUACUUACCCUGAUAUUCCGCUCGGAAGACCGGCGACGCCUGUUGAGGCUGCUAGGGCGGUGUUGGGUGUUGCGUCGCCGUGGUUCUCGUAUGUUAAUGGGGAGACGAUUCGGGUUACUGGUGGGCGGAAUAUGUAG
Penicillium vulpinum is the source of this 894-nucleotide messenger RNA. Its product is annotated as SDR family NAD(P)-dependent oxidoreductase. The coding region runs from base 1 to 894 and encodes 297 amino acids. The record is from RefSeq and is a predicted model, not a curated record. NCBI's taxonomy places the organism in Eukaryota, Fungi, Ascomycota, Eurotiomycetes, Eurotiales, Aspergillaceae. The transcript has 4 exons. Gene Ontology annotation, molecular function: oxidoreductase activity, acting on the CH-OH group of donors, NAD or NADP as acceptor.